Messenger RNA from Prunus avium (sweet cherry), 911 nucleotides. The record is from RefSeq and is a predicted model, not a curated record. Lineage: Eukaryota; Viridiplantae; Streptophyta; Magnoliopsida; Rosales; Rosaceae.
CUUUUGAUAACCCCUCUCUUUCCGCUCUCAUGCUAUCAUAUUUUCUCCCAACAACCCCUGCUGCUAUUCGGUUUGCUAAAAAACCGAACCCAUCAAUUACCGCUCGAUUACGUCUCUUCAAAGUUCAAACCAUUAGCUUCUGCAAUUUGACAGCCUGAAGAAAGAGAAGAUCACAAAAAGAGGAAAAAUGGUCUCUGAGCUAAUAAAUGCCAAUCCGGUCAUCUACGAAAAGAAAGAGCGUCGGGUUCGUAGUGUCCCAACUGCUGCUGCAGAUGAAUAUGCUGUUGAACCCAUUGACCAACAAGAAAUUUUUGAUCACAUUAGAGAUAUAAAAGACCCGGAACACCCUUACUCGUUGGAGGAGCUCAAAGUAAUUACAGAGGAUGCAAUUGAAGUAGACGAUGGUCGUGGUUACAUCAGGGUCACAUUUACUCCUACCGUCGAACAUUGUAGUAUGGCAACGGUUAUUGGUCUUUGCUUACGUGUUAAACUCUUAAGGAGCCUGCCUUCUCGUUACAAGGUGGAUAUUAGGGUGGCACCAGGAUCUCAUGCAACUGAAGCUGCUGUUAAUAAGCAAUUGAAUGAUAAGGAACGGGUGGCAGCAGCACUGGAAAAUACAAGCCUUUUGGAUAUGGUUGAUGAAUGCAUUUCUCCUUCAUAUGAGUGAAUAUGCGGACUAAUUCUAAUUGACUGAACCAGUCAUCAGUAUAAUACUUUUCUUCCCUGUUAUUUAUGCAUUUUGUUGCCGCUUCUGCUUUUCUUAUUUGAGUGGCCAGUUAUAUGGGAAUGACAGAUUAAAAGAAAUGAUGUCCAUUGCUCAAAAUUGUGAGCAUUUGAUUCUUGUCCCAUGAAAUCUGUAUUGUAAUACCACAGAAUAGCAUUAGUUUAUGUGAUAUGAUUUAAUUUAAUUA